UCUAUCAUCACAAUGCUGCCAGUUGUUUUAGUCCCCCAGCAACAUGCAGCUACUUACCAUCCUUUCCUGAGGAGCAGUUGAUCAGCAUGAGACUCUCAGCAGGCCUCCUCUCGCUGUCUGUCUGUUUCUGUGUGUUUUCUUCUUCCUCUCCGUCUCUCUCCAACCCUGCAGACAAUCCAGGCUGCUUUAAAGUUAACAGCUGCAAAUGCAUCAUGAAGGAUGGCAGCGGAGUGAUAAACCUGAGAGCCAUGGGCGACGCAGACGGUUUCCUGGGGCGUUUGAGGGCCGUGCCAGUGGAGGGCCCAUCUGUGGACACACAGAUCCUCUUUUCCUUCAGCCCCUGUCAGCUCUUCUCUCAGCCAGAGGACCUGCUGGGAGGAAACUGCACCAACGUUGCUGCUUGCCUCAUCUUCAGGAAUCCAGGGGUCCAUGGACUCACCAGCCACUAUGUAAACUAUGGGACACAUGAAGGAAAUGAGUUCCACUAUAACCACACUCUGAAGAUGCUGUCUGUGAUGUAUUUCGCUCACAGGAAGCAGCCAAUGACUGCAGCUCAUUUCCACUGCAAUCCCAACCAGUCAUCCUCCAUCAUCCGACUGCAGAGCCUCAGCAGAGAGGGCCCCCUGCACAUCUGGGUGGAGAGCCCCUGCGCCUGUCCAAAUGCCUGCACUACUGGGGAUCUGGGUCUAGGCACCAUCUUCCUCAUCAUCCUCUCACUCAGUGCGGCUGCCUACUUCAUCCUUGGCUCCUGUGCACUCAGGCCGUUCCGAAGCCACAGCGGAGUGCAGAUAUCUCCGGAGGACAGUGUGUGGUGUAUGAUCUGCUUCCUCUGCAGCGAGAGACGACCGCAGUAAAGAUGCAAACCUGACGCAGCGCAACCGAGGAGCUGAGCAAUAUUCUAAGACUGAACUGGAUCUGAAGAAAUAACCGGAUUAGGUUUUUUUUUUUUUUUUAAGGCAUAACAGUUUAAUGUUUUA
Messenger RNA from Cyprinodon tularosa, 977 nucleotides. RefSeq lists its product as uncharacterized. The record is from RefSeq and is a predicted model, not a curated record. The transcript is spliced from 4 exons. Gene Ontology annotation, cellular component: trans-Golgi network. The coding region runs from base 87 to 854 and encodes 255 amino acids. NCBI's taxonomy places the organism in Eukaryota, Metazoa, Chordata, Actinopteri, Cyprinodontiformes, Cyprinodontidae.